CAACUCGAAUUGUGCGUCAAAGUGGGAAGGUCACAUCUUGGUUUGGCUGUCGUAUAAAAAGAUUACUGCUGCCGGGCAAUCGACAACAGUUCUCGCAAGAAGCUCAAUCCGAACACUCAGUCUCUCCCAUCAGUCAAUACAGACCAAACUUAUUUCCAAAAUGUUCAAGUUGGUGGUAUUGUCUGCUCUGCUCGCCGUAGCCGCUGCCCGUCCCGGUCACCUGCUGGAGUCCUCCCCGCUGGUCUAUGCCGCCCCGGCCACGACCAUCGUCCAGGAGCCCGUUCUGGCCAAAGUUGGAGCCGUGGUGAAGAGCGUGCCCACUGCCGUGAGCCACCAGAGCCAGUCGGUGGUGCACAGCUCGGCGCAUAUCGUGGAGGAUGUCGUGGCUCCUGUGGUUAAGUCCACCCCAGUGGUCAGCUAUGCCGCUGCCGCUCCUGUGGUCCACACCAGCUAUGCUGCCGCUGCUCCCGUUGUCCACUCCACCUAUGCCGCCGCCGCUCCCGUUGUCCACUCUACCUAUGCCGCUGCUGCUCCCGUCUUGGCCAGCACCUAUGCCGCCGUGGCUCCCGUCGCUCAUGUGGCUGCCUCCUCGCCGCUGACCUACACCGCCACCGGUGUGUGGUAGAGCGUUUCCAGUACGACUCCCAGUCCUAAUCCCACUCCUACAACCCCUGCCAGGUGACCAGGAUGCAUCGCUGGACGGUUUUGUGAUACGAAUUUUAAAUAAAUACAUGUUUUGCCUCGAAAACUUUGCAAAG
This is a messenger RNA of Drosophila kikkawai, 758 nucleotides long. Its product is annotated as larval/pupal cuticle protein H1C. The record is from RefSeq and is a predicted model, not a curated record. NCBI's taxonomy places the organism in Eukaryota, Metazoa, Arthropoda, Insecta, Diptera, Drosophilidae.